GUCUCUGCCCCUCGGUCAGUCAGUGGGUUUCGUAAUGGCGAUCAAUGGGGUUGGCGUUGACGUCAUGCCAACGAAUGUUUCCUCGGUAGGACGUAGGAGCUGGGGGUUAGCUUUGUCCGGCUAUUGUUUGCACCACAUCGUCCACAGGCGUCAAACUUCUUUUCUCCUUUGCUUUUUCUAACACCGCUCAAUUGAUCGUUUACCUAUCCACAUACACCGCUGUACCCACACCCUCUGCUUUCGCACACUCACGACCAACACUCACACCACACACACAUAAUCAUGUCUGCUAUCCGUUCCCUUGCGACUCGUCGCGCGCCCUUUGUCUCGUACGGCAUUGCGCAGCGCGCGGCGUUCCAUCAGUCGACAACUCGCUCUGCGGGCAAGGAGUCGACUCUGCACAGCGAGGGCCGCUCCGAUGAGGUCCAUGAGCUCAAGCAGGACCAGUUGAAGAAGCAGAAGGAUGGCAAGGGACACUGGGAGGAGGGUCUCGCGAGUGACAGCGAGAGCAUUGUCAAGGCCGAUCGAAACGAUACCAACAUGUCGUCUGAUCAGCACAUCAAGAAACUGCAGGAGGAGACUGCGAAGGUCGCUAGCAAGAAAUAGAGGGCCGGGCACGCUGCGUAUUCUAUCUGGCGCCACAAAACAAUGAAUCGGGGAGGAUUAGGGCAUAUGACAGU
Dothidotthia symphoricarpi CBS 119687 is the source of this 680-nucleotide messenger RNA. RefSeq lists its product as uncharacterized. NCBI's taxonomy places the organism in Eukaryota, Fungi, Ascomycota, Dothideomycetes, Pleosporales, Dothidotthiaceae. Bases 283 to 606 code for a protein of 107 amino acids. The transcript is spliced from 3 exons. The record is from RefSeq and is a predicted model, not a curated record.